This is a messenger RNA of Octopus sinensis (East Asian common octopus), 480 nucleotides long. RefSeq names its product AP2/ERF domain-containing protein PFD0985w-like. The coding region runs from base 1 to 480 and encodes 159 amino acids. The transcript is spliced from 2 exons. NCBI's taxonomy places the organism in Eukaryota, Metazoa, Mollusca, Cephalopoda, Octopoda, Octopodidae. The record is from RefSeq and is a predicted model, not a curated record.
AUGGCGAUGAGUGCACUGCACCUUAAGCAAGUGCUCUCAACUAUAAUGCCCUGGGUGAGGUAUGCCUUCAGGAAUGAUAAUGAUGUCAACGAUGGCAAAGUCAAUGAUGGCGAGGUCAAUGAUGAUGAUGUCAACAAUAACGAUGUCAAUGAUGAUGGUGUCAAUGAUGAUGAAGUCAAUGGUGAUGAUGUCAACAGUGAUGAUGUCAACAGUGAUGAUGAUGUCAAUGACGAUGUUAUCAAUGAUGAGGAUAUCAAUGAUGAUGAUGUCAACGAUAAUGUUGUCCACAAUGGUGAUGUCAAUGAUGAUGGUGUCAAUGAUGAUGAAGUCAAUGGUGAUGAUGUCAACAGUGAUGAUAUCAACAGUGAUGAUGACGAUGAUAUCAAUGAUGAGGAUAUCAAUGAUGAUGAUGUCAACGAUAAUGUUGUCCACAAUGGUGGUGUCAAUGAUGAUGGUAAAGAGAAAAAUCUUCUCAAAUAA